Molecule: messenger RNA, 7192 nt
Organism: Lingula anatina
Lineage: Eukaryota; Metazoa; Brachiopoda; Lingulata; Lingulida; Lingulidae
Product: nuclear pore membrane glycoprotein 210
Cellular component (GO): nuclear pore
Source: RefSeq, a predicted model, not a curated record
UGAAGGUCAAGGUGCCAAUAUGGCGCCAACCUACGAAGUUAAAGUUCUCUUGACACUUAUUUGGUUUUUAGCGAAUUCGACUAUUUUGUUUGCUGCCAAACUUAAUGUUCCUAAGGUUCUGCUUCCAUACUAUAGCUCUGUUGCCACAAAUUUUACCUUAGAAGUAAGCGAAGGAUGUUACACAUGGCGUUCUUCCCGUCCAGAGGUAGCCACAGUGAUCCCAUUGGGUGUCCAAGACCCUAGCCAGUGCUCUAAAGAAGCUGUGGUCAGCGCAAACUCUAAAUCUCCACAUAGAAUGACCACUAUUGUCCUGGCAGAAGACUCAGUCUCUGGUCAGAUAUUACGCUGUGAUAUUAUAGUGGAUGUGAUCCAUAAAAUUGAAAUAGAGACUACAACAAGGGAACUGUAUCUGGAGGAUUCUCCUGAAGCAUUCACAGUAAGAGCCUUAGAUGAGGAAGGCAACACAUUCAGUAGCUUGGAGGGCGUGGCAUUUAAGUGGAAUUUGAUCUCAGAUACAGAUGUGGACAGCAGCAGUAUUAUAGAUGCACACAAUGUUCUCAGAAUUCAAACCUUCACAGAGUCUGUGUAUGAGACUCCCCCUCAUAUUGGUAAAAUGGAGGCCAUUGGCAUGCAGGGACACAUGAUAUUAGUCCAUGGGAUCAAAACUGGUUCAGCAAAAGUACAGGCCAGGCUUAGUGAUCCAGCUUAUAAGAGUGUCAAUCCUGUGGUUGUGAGAUUGAUAGUGGUUGCCAACCUGGUCCUCAGUCCUCCAGAUGUCUACCUCCUCAAGUAUUCCCAGGUCAAGUAUACAGUGGAACUCAUUAGGCAGGGCAAAGCUCAAGAUAUUCCAAUGCCCUCACAGCAGUAUUAUCUGGAGUUGUUGGACAAUAAAAUCUGCUCUCUGGACAGAACCACCUCCACUGUCACUGCAACACAGUUGGGGGACACAGAACUUGUGCUCAAGGACAGAAAUAUCAAUAUCAAAGACACAUUCCACCAGCCAACAGCUGGUAUCCAUGUAGUAAACCCAGGAUAUCUAGGAUUUGUGGCCCUCCCUGGCAGGAAGUGGGUCCUGGAAACCAAUAGGGAGUAUGUUAUACUCAUAGAGAUAUAUGAUAUAGACAGUCACAGGAUACAUCCUUCUGAUAAUGUGAGGAUAGAUUCUGUUUUCCCAGAAGAAUACAUAAAAGUAAAGCACUCCAUGGUGAAUGGUUCUUACCACAUAGUACAUACUGUAAAGAAAGGUUUAACAGAAAUAUCAGGAAAACUUAAAGCAAUCAUUACUCAGGACGGCAAGGAGUUUAUGCUGGUGCCCCCUAUUGAGGGAAUGCAGGAAGUGGAAAUUUAUGACCCCAUACAGGUGGAACCACCAAUCCUGGUUUUUCCAUGGGAUCCCAUCACUAGAGCCUCAUACCAAUACACACUAAAGGCAACUGGGGGCAGUGGCAACUACACCUGGACCUCAUCCAAGAGUAGCGUGGCUGCGGUGAAUGUGAAGGGAGAGAUCACCACUGCUAACAUUGGGGAGACUGCUGUAACUGCAGCUGAUGUGAGAAACACAGCACAUACAGGGUCCAGCAAGGUCUAUGUGCUUCCACCAGUUGACCUGCAGUUUAUUCCUUCCAAAGUUGAGGCAGAAUUAGGAAGCAACCUGGACUUACCUCUGGCUUUAUUUGCUGAUACUGCAAAAGGAGAAAGGUACAUCUUUAAUGAUUGCAGGAAGGUUCCCAUCAAUGUGACCGUGAUGGACACAGCUGUCUUUGAGGAGGUGGACGAGACCCUACCUCUCCUUCCUGACAGCUGUAUGACAGUGAGAGUGAGAGCACUUAGACUUGGACACACUAAGAUUGUGGCUGAAUAUUCUUAUGCACAAGUCAAGUUGCGGAGUGUUAUCACCAUUGCUGCUUACAAGCCAUUGCAGGCAAUAGAUCCUGAAAGUGUUGCUGUGGUAACUCUUGGUGCGUCCAAGGAGGUGAUAUUUGAUGGAGGCCCGCAGCCCUGGGUGCUGGAUUCCUCAACAUACUUCAGAACAUUGACGCCUGAGAAGUCGGAUGUUUUGUCAAUUGUCCAUCUACCUGGUCAUGGCACACAAAAGACAUUACACAUCUUCCAUGUGUUGUGCCGUGGUCUGGAGGAGCAAGAGUUGACAGUCAGUGUUGGAAACGGUAAAACUGCCCAAAACCUUUUCCCAGCUGUAGCGACUGCUUCCAUCAGGUUUGCCUGUGCCCCACCAGUAGGAUUACAUCUCCAGCCAGACAUUAAGCAAGCAGACAUAGGCCUGCCCCCAUGUCCCAUUUCUCUGGACUCUGCUGAACCUAUCCCAGUCCACUGCUACAAAAACCUGGACAUCUUGGUGACGGUCACAGACAGCCAGGGCAGAAAGUUUGACAACUUCUCCUCUCUGGUGUUUGACUGGGAUGUAUCUGACCACUCUCUGGCCAGUCUGGACAGUCUCCAGGGAGUGGACACAGAUGUGACAGUGUUAGAGACCGGGAGGAAAUUGGUCAGAUGCUUCAAGACAUUGUACAUGAAGGAAAAGCUAGGUUCAUUGACCGUGACAGCUACUGUGCAAAGAUAUGACCGUAAAUACUUCACGCUGGCCAGGAUAACAUAUGAGGAGAGCAUUGAUCCUCCUAUUAGUCGGUCUCUAGAGCUGAUGUUGGUUGAGGAUUCUGUCAUAGUUCCUGCCUUCAUCUCAAUAUUCAAUCAUCCUUCCAACAAGGUGUCGUUGAAAGUUGAAAAAGGCUCUGGACACUUCAAGAUCAGUUCUGUCCCUCCAAACAUCGCACAAGUCAGUUACGAUGGCAAGAAGAAAAUUGUGCAGGUAAGCCCAGUUCAUGAUGGAUUCCUUGCCAUCACAGCCUUUGAUCUGUGUCUGGACCAACCACAGCACGCCAGGUCAGAGGUCAGCAUAUCAGGGGUCAGCCUUAUCCAGGUCAAGGUCGUUGAUAAGGUUGAGCUUGGAAGAAAAAUAGUCGCCAGUGUUCGUGUGUUGGACCACGAUGGAAAACCAUUAGCGGCCUCUUACUUCCCUCUGAUGAACCUUAAACCACAAACUGGCUCUGAAAUCAUAUCUGUCAGGCCUGAUCACACGGAGGAGUUUACAGCUUUUUAUAUUGUCCAUGGCCUGAGUUUAGGUCAGACCAGUUUGUCUUACCUGGCCAACCUGAAGUCUGGAGAACUGAUCUCCAGUGAACCCAAAGAUAUACAGGUGUUCCCACCGCUUAGACUGGAUCCAAGAAACAUAACACUCAUUAUUGGAGCACAGUUUCAAGUCACCAGCUAUGGGGGUCCCCAACCCCAGUCCACGGUGGACUACUCCAUCUUGGACCCCAACAUUGCCAGUAUCUCUUCUGGUGGCCUGAUAGAUGCAGAGAGUCUUGGGGACACCACUGUGGUUGGGAAGGCAGUGGGGAUGGACUCGGAGACCGGGGAAACUGUGAUAUACUCACAGGACCAGGUGACUGUGUAUGUGGUGCAGUUGGCAGGUAUUAAUGUGUUUGCUCCCCUCACCAGACUGCAGACAGGGACAGAGAUGCCUCUGUAUGCGAUGGGUAUGAAUGAACACGAGACUCCAUUCACAUUUGGGACGGCGGUGCCUCCUCUCAGCUUCUAUUGGACCAUCAACAACAAGGAGGUUGUGGAGCUCAAGUCUGUGUAUUACAAGAGCAACCUCCAUGUUCCCGCAGAGAGCAAUUUUGCCACUCACCUGUUUGCCCGCAAGGAAGGCCAUGUCACAGUGAAACUGGUGGCUAAGCCUCACCCUGACAGCAUGCUACAGCUUAAAGAGGGGGUCAAACUGGAGGAUGAGGUGCAGAUACAGGUGUUUGGAGAACUACGUUUAAUCUCUCCUGCUUCAUGUGAUGGACAUCUUAUUAUGACUCCUAACACAGAGACUGUGGUCAAAACUAACAGAGAUGGCACUGCCAGGGUUACCUACAAGAUAAUACGAGAGAAAGGAGACAGUAAGACUAGCAGUCCAUUGGUCAGUGUGAGUGAAACUGGUCAAGUGACCUCUGGACUCAUCAGUGGUCAAGCCACACUUCUGGUCACUGCACACGAGGACUUUGGGGUCAACCAGACGUUGGUCAUUCUUAUCAAGGUGAAACCCGUGUCGUACUUGAUGUUUAAUCUGGAUACUGUGAUCAGGACGUCGGAGGGACACCUCCACACCAUCCCUGUGGGCACAACGCUGCGUUAUACCAUCAGUUACCAUGACGAUGUGGGCGAGAAGUUUUACGCUGUCAAUACUAAGCUGAAGUACAGACCAAGCAGGUUUGAUCUGCUUCAAGUUUCCCCAGGAUCUGUGAAUGGAACGUUGGUUGCCAGGACAACAGAUGUGGGCCUGACAGUGUUGAAGGUUUGGGAUAAGCUAAACCCCAGGACAUCAGACUAUAUUAAGAUCAAUGUAGGGUAUGCCAUACAACCGAUGCAGGCAGAGGUGGUACUGGGAGAGGUGAUCUGUCUGCACAGCUCCAUCUUGUCAGAACAAGGUUACAGAGGAGAGUGGUCUGCUGAAGGCAGUGCUCUGACAGUGAAUCCCAGGUCUGGCAUCGCCGUGGCAACACAAGUGGGGAAGACCUUUGUACAUUACACAGUGUCCAAUGACAUUUCAACAUACACGGAGAUAAUUGUUGCCCCAGUCCAGUCAAUUCACAUUGUCCAGGACAAUUUGAAAUCGUUGACCAAUGUUGUAAGCAGAAGCAGAAGUUGGUCUAUACCAGUCAUACUGAGCAAGGAGCAGGGGAUUGGCACUGGCAAUAUCAUGGGUAGUAACUGCAGUGGGAUUUUGUCCAGUGAGAAGUUCCAGGGGAUGUUCCCAUACAGAUGUGAACUGACCAUGAGCAGGGCUCAUUCUGCGCUCAGUGUGGGAGAUCUGUUCAAAGUUUCCCCAGACUUUGACUCACAGACAGGCCAGUACAGUUGCAAGGUCACUCAGGUGGACAAUGACCUCCUGCAGCAGGAAAUAAGCACCUUGGAGACAGACGUCCAACUCCAGGUGACGGUCACCCAGAGAGAGCACCAGCCAAAAGUGAUGUCCACUCUUCUCAGCGUUCCAUUUUAUCCCGCGUUCCACGUGAUGACCACUGAGCUGUUGCUAAGCAACCUCCAGCCACUGUCCAGUAUCAGGGUGUCUUCAGUGAGACCAGUUAGAGAUGAAAUCAAGGUUGUUGCCAGUGACCCCUCUCUCCUGGAGAUCCUGUCUCAAGAAGUGGACUCUCAGACACCCACCAUUGUCCACUACCCAGUGAGACUGUUGGAGAAAGUGGCCCUGUGGGAACUGGAGAAUCUGGAACUCAGAGUGGAGCUGACCAAUGGCCUGACUGGACAACACCACGCAGUGCCUGUAAGGGUGAAGUUGAUUGGUCAGAGGCAGGAUGGACUUGGAGUUCCUCAAAUAGAAGGUCAGAAGGACUCGGGCUGGAGCAGUCUGCUCACUGUGAUAGGGCAUCACUACCAAACCUGGCUCUUCAUGCUGCUUUGUAUAAUAGCCACCAUAUCAGCUAUUGUCAUUGGCUACCAUGCUGUGAUGGGUCAAAAGUAUUCUGCGGCACCUCCUCAGUCUGGAGCUUUCUUACAGCCAGGCAGCCCUCCAACUUCACCUUACUAUGCACAGUCACCUGCCUAUCCAUCCUGGCAGCGUACCCCCUCCCCUGGCAGGCCCAGCUUGUGGAGCUCUGGAUACGACCCUCAGGACUCCGUAGAUACCUCCUUCAUCAAACGCUCUCCUCAUCACCGUUCACCAUACCAGUGACACGGGACAGGAAAAAACAACUGAUCAUCACACAUAACUACAGCUAACAGGAACAUCACAAAUGUACUGGGUCAAGUCCUGGAUCUUAUUGAUGAGAUUAGAUUUGUGGUGUGUGAGUUCAGGCCUGCAAGAUCAGAGUAAAAGAUUUUUUUGGUUGCAUAAUAACAAAAUAAUCUCUAAAAAAAUUAGGUAGAUUUAACAUGGUGAGGAAAAAAGACAGCAUAGUCUUGUAGAAAAGAAAAAAAAUGUUGGCACAGUGUUGUAGAAAAGAAGAAAAAAAAAUGUUGGCUAAAUGUUGAAAUGAUCUGUUUCAACUGUUUGGGGUAAUGUAUCAGACCUAGUCGAGUGGAUACAAAUUGCAUACCUUGCAAAAAGUAUGUUAUCCUCAGUAUCAAAAAUGAUCAGAGAUUUAAAUUGUUAUUGAAUUCCCAACGUUUCACUCUCCAUGCAGGACUAAGAUGGUGAACAUCAUUAUCAGGUCUCACACCAUAACCUGCAAUGGUAGAGAACUGGAACUGAUCUCUAAGAAGCAAUGAGAUGAUAUUUAAAUUGUAAAUAUUGCAACAUAAGAUGUACAUAUUAACAAGAUUGCAAUGUCAUUGGGAUGCAUGUGAUACAUUUAAAUGUGCUUAAAAGGCACAGUGGGUGAAUCUUUGACACAGCACUAAAGCAAAUUUUGAAUGUUUUCUAUAAAUUUCUCAUAAUACACAAUGUCAAUUUUUCUUAAUUACGUUCAAUUAAAGCGCAGUGAUCUAUGUGAAUAUGCUGUCUAGAAAUUAUUUUUAAAUUUUUUGUUUGAGAUGGGUAGGAAAUUCAUUACAACCUCUUGCCAUUUUGAGACCCAAAGCAUAAUUUAAGGUUUCAGUGUUAUUUUUACCUCUGAUUUAGAGUAGAUAUAGUGUAUUUAAGUCACUGGGGUGGUCAAUCAAAACACUUAAGUCUUGCUUUAUUCUGUGUUACAGAAAAUAUCACCCCCUGUGCCUGCAAGUUAUGUGAACUUAUGAUUGGUGAACAACAAUAGAUAUAACUGUAAAAUCAUGUGAUGUAAUUGACGACUGAUUGUGAUUGUGAGGUGUGUGGUAGAGAGCAUAAAGAAUGUAUAAUAGUGUGGUAGAUGUGCCCCUUGGGUUACCUUUUUUUCAUCAAGUUCAGACAUGAGUGAAAAUUGUUGCUGGGGGGUUGGGGGGGGGAGGUAGAAGUUUCGGCACAUAUGAGUGAAAUGAGUGUUGUGGUACAAAGUUAAUUUAGAUCUCUGUACCUCUCUUUUUUUCUUGAAAAUGAUACAUUUUUAUGAAAGGAGCAAGCUUUUAUUAUAGUUAUUGCUAUACAUAUUGCUUAAAAAACAAUGCAAUUGGUGAUUCAUUCAACAUCUGUAAAAAUGAACAUUUUGCUACUAUUUUCUGUUCACUUGUACAGUUUUACUAUUUCGUGCUGGCC